Exophiala aquamarina CBS 119918 is the source of this 300-nucleotide messenger RNA. RefSeq lists its product as uncharacterized. The coding region runs from base 1 to 300 and encodes 99 amino acids. NCBI's taxonomy places the organism in Eukaryota, Fungi, Ascomycota, Eurotiomycetes, Chaetothyriales, Herpotrichiellaceae. The record is from RefSeq and is a predicted model, not a curated record. The transcript has 2 exons.
AUGUCGGAGGUGCCAGCUUCAACGAAAGCCGGUCAUUUCGUAGCCAAAACACUGGGUAUCGAAGCCGACUACCGCCGUGAGCUUCGAGAAGACCAGAGCGCCUCAUCGUCCGAGACCUUCUUCGACCGUGAACCAACGGCGAAAGAGUGGCUGGCCAAAUUUACUCCAACAACUGCUUCCGCCAGAUCUUACGUAUCAAGUUUAUUCCCAUUCUUGCAAUGGAUAUUUCACUACAAUGUCCAGUGGCUUACCGGUGACCUCAUUGCUGGCGCCAUUCGGCAGAACUUGGUCUUCCUUUGA